This is a messenger RNA of Saccoglossus kowalevskii, 2301 nucleotides long. RefSeq names its product tripartite motif-containing protein 2-like. NCBI's taxonomy places the organism in Eukaryota, Metazoa, Hemichordata, Enteropneusta, Harrimaniidae. Gene Ontology annotation, molecular function: zinc ion binding; ubiquitin protein ligase activity; protein binding. Gene Ontology annotation, biological process: proteasome-mediated ubiquitin-dependent protein catabolic process; protein polyubiquitination. The record is from RefSeq and is a predicted model, not a curated record.
AUGGCCGCCAGCAACGGUACCAGCCCGGUGGUCAAACAGAUUGAUAAACAGUUUCUCAAAUGUGGUAUAUGUUUAGAAAGAUAUCGGACACCUAAAGUUUUGCCUUGUUUACAUACCUUUUGCCAGAAGUGCUUACAAAAUUAUAUACCACCUCACAGUCUAUCACUUUCGUGCCCUAUAUGCCGACAGACAUCCAUACUUCCAGAGGAAGGCGUAUCCGGCCUUCAAAACAACUUCUUCAUUACAAAUCUUAUGGAAGUUUUGGAAGGUCCCAAAACUAACGGUACACAAAGCGAUUCCAAAGCUCUUCCUUGUCCAAGUCACGAGGGUGAAGUUUUAAAGUUUUACUGCGAAUCUUGUGAGACUGCUGUCUGUCAACACUGCACUAUUGCUGAACAUAACGAACACUCCACUGUCCCUCUCAAAGACGCUGUUGAAGAACAUAAGAAGGAAUUAGAAGAAUUACUCACAAAAGCUAAAGCUCGCAUAGCCCCACUUACACAUGCAAUUGAUCUUGUAAGUAACACGCGAGAGAAAUUAUCCGCGAAGAAAACAAAUGCUGAGACCGAUCUCGUGAAGUCCUUCGAGACGUUAGAUAAGGUUAUAACCACAAGAAAAGAGACUCUUCUUAAUCAGUUGGAAACCUAUCACAGCAGCAAACUAAAAGUACUUGAAGAACAAAAAAAGAAAUUGGAACUGGGACUUUCAAAUAUUAUUAACAGCUGCGAGUUCACAGAGCAAGCACUAACGCACGGCAACGAAACAGAAGUACUAUUAGUAAAAAAACAAAUGGCUGAUAGAUUAAGAGAGCUGUCAGCGAUAAGUUUAUCGUGUAAGCCAGAAGAGAAUGACUUCAUCAAGUUCACAUGUGAUCUAAGUAGUGUGGAAAAGUGCACAGUAAAUACUGGUAGCGUGCAAUCGAACAGUGCAGUGCCACAUGAGAGUGUAGCUAGUGGCGAAGGUUUAAAGCGAGCUAAGAUCGGGGAGCAAACUGUUGUGACAAUUAUCACAAAGGAUAGUAAAGGAGAAUUGGUGAAGACCGGACGGGCUCUCGUGACUGCACAUAUACAAAACCCUGAUGGAAAUCUGGCACUGUGUACAAUUGCGGAUAACAAGAACGGCACGUACGACAUUGGAUACUCUUUAGAAUACGAAGGAGAGCAUGCGCUGACUAUCAAGUUAUUCGAAGAACACAUUAAAGGAAGUCCGUACAGAGUAAAAGGUAUGAAGGAAAUUGUCUCACCCACCAGACCUAGCAGUUCAAAGGUCACUAAAACCAAUGUCAAACAGAAAGCUACAAAGCGGCCACCAAGUACGAUAUCCUCAAAAUCAAGGUCCGCGAGGUCAAAUCCCAUUGAAGAUGAUUUGCUACUCCGUAUCGGUAUGAAAGGUCGUAACAAAGCGGAAUUCAUGAAUCCCCAGUGCGUUGCCUGCAGUGCAACCGGUCGGCUUAUUGUUACUGAUAGUGGUAAUAAUAGCGUACAAGUCUUUGUCAACAACUGCGACUUUAAAAUGAAGUUUGGCAUUCGUGGACGCAAUCCCGGCCAGCUUCAACGGCCAACAGGAUGUGCUAUAAUGGCAAAUGGUAACUACCUUAUCGCCGACUAUGACAACAAGAUGGUAAGCAUGUUCACUCCAGACGGGAAGUUUGCGAGCAAAAUUGGUACCGGGCGGUUACAGGGUCCAAAAGGAGUGAGUGUGGAUAGGAAUGGUAAUAUCAUCAUCGUGGAUAAUAAAAACAGCCAGAUUUUAAUCUUCAACCCAAACGGUAAGCUGCUGAACCGGUUUGGGUCACGUGGUAUGGACGAGUCUCAACUCUGCGGGCCGCACUUCACCGCUAUCAAUUCAAACAACGAAAUCAUAGUUUCAGACUUCCACAAUCAUUGCAUUAAGGUAUUUGAUGCCGAAGGUCAGUUUAUCAUGAAGUUUGGUUCCAAUGGCGAAGGUAAUGGUCAAUUCAAUGCACCAACUGGAGUAGCAGUUGAUUCCCUAGAUAAUAUUAUCGUAGCUGACUGGGGUAACAGCAGAAUUCAGGUGUUUGACAGUAACGGAUCAUUCCUCUCGUACAUCAACACCAAUGCCGACCCCUUGUACGGUCCCCAAGGCCUCGCAAUAACCAGCGACGGAAAUAUCGCUGUAGCCGAUUCUGGAAACUAUUGCGUUAAGAUCUACAAGUACUUGCAGUAGGAGAUACCGAUGCGUCAGUCGCCCCCUGUGAGAGGCAGAGGACUACUCUACCCAUGUCCCCUUUUCACUGGAUGGAGAUAUUAGAUGACAGGCAUGGACCAUUUGUCUAUAGAG